Clonostachys byssicola is the source of this 1494-nucleotide messenger RNA. Lineage: Eukaryota; Fungi; Ascomycota; Sordariomycetes; Hypocreales; Bionectriaceae. The record is from the annotation of a GenBank genome assembly.
AUGAUACUCACGUGGACUCUUCUCCCAGUCGUGGCCUUGGCUUGGCUGGCUCUCUAUAUCUGGCAAUGCUGGACAUCACCCGUGUCCAAGGUGCCUGGCACAACUCUCUCUCGGUUCACCUCAGCUCCUCUCCGCUGGCACGAGUUCCGUGCCAACCGAACUCUGUACAUCCACUCUUUGCAUCUCAAGUAUGGUCCUGUUGUCCGCUUGGCGCCUGGUGAGCUGUCGUUCACCUCAUAUGAGGCAGUCAAGGAGAUCUACGGAUCUUUUGGCAGUGGCUACGACAAGACCAAGUUUUACAACAUGUUCCGAGUCUUCGGUCGCAGAACGAUGUUUUCGACACUUGAGAAAAAUGACGUCCGUGGUUUCUUAUCCCUGCAGUGGUCAUCAGCUUACGUUAAACAGCAUGCAAAGAGGAAACGGAUCAUCGCCGAUAGAUAUGCCAAUAGCAACGUCGUGAAGCCAGCAGCUGUCAGUGGCAUCGAGAGCCGAGCACUCGAAUUCACUCGCCAGUGUGAGGAAGCAUCUGGCUCCAGCGUGGAUAUCUAUAUGAAACUGCAUUCGUAUGCAUGUGAUGGUAUUACUCACAACCUAUUUCAUCCUUUUGGCAGCAAUUGCUUGCAGAAUGAGGAGGACAGAAUCAUGAUGCACCAAGCAACCAAUGACAACAGUCUUCAAAAUCGACUUCUCCAGCAUCACUACCCAAUCAUCUACACGUACAUAUCCAAGAUCAUCGAUUUAUUUCUGGAACCGCGUGCCACGCCGCUCGCCAACGCAUUUAUCAACGAGAAGAGUAACGCAACGGAUCCAGCGCCCUUCACUCUUCUCAGCCGACUUCAGGAAAAGAUCGGGUCCGACUUGGAUGUGACUGACAUCGCCGCAGAGUGCCAGGAUCACAUGGUAGCUGGCAUUGACACGACUGGCGAUGCGCUCUGCUUUCUGAUGUGGCAACUGUCUCUGCCAGAGUCAGCCCAAAUCAUGCAGGACCUCCAGAAAGAGCUCCGUACCAAUCGCGACGCCAACUUUGACAAGCUUCCAUUCCUCGACGCUGUCGUCCAAGAAGGCCUGCGCUGCUUCCCCGCCAUUCCCAUGUCUCUCCCUCGCCAUGUACCUCAAGAUGGGAGAAACAUCGACGGGUAUUUCAUCCCGCAAGGCACAAUCGUCAGCAGCCAGGCGUACUCUGUAAACAGACACAAUUUCGACGUAUUCCCUGACCCAGACCGAUUUAACCCCUAUCGAUGGCUGGAGCCAGAGGGAGACGCGGAGAGAAGGCGACUCAUGUUCUCCUUCUCUCACGGUGGGAGGGGAUGUGUUGGCAAGCAUCUGGCGUUCUUGGAGAUGAAGCUUCUCCUCCGACAUGUCUAUGUCAAGUUCACAACAGUUCCGGACCCCGCCACGACUCGCGAAUCCAUGGUUUUCCAUGACCAGAUUAUUUCCUCAAGGCCUCUGGGUCAGAAUUGUCUUCUCAAAUUCGUACCAAUCGCAGAGGACUAG